UCGUCAGGGCUUGGCAGCUGAAACGACGCAAGUGUCUUGUCCCACAGACAUUAUCCCAAGACAUACAAGAUGCUGCAUUAAAACAAAGUGUUACGAGGAUAGACUGUGAUGCUGAAAUUAAAAAUUAUUUGUGGUCCAUAUCUGAUCGAAUCGGUCAGAAUAGACCAAGAGUCUGUGGAGGUCUGACUUCAGAUGUGACUUCUGCCAUGCUGCUGGACAGUAGCUUCCACUUUCAUUUUCUGUGAAGUCCACACCCCAAAAGUGAAUCAGCUCUUACGUCAGACGUCUCACUCUGCUCAACACAACAGUUGAAUCGACGGCAGUUUCCUGUCUUACAGACAUUAUCCUGCGAGAUAAAAGACUGACCAUGUAUGCAGUUGUUACUCUGCAAGACUCAGAUGAGGUGGUGGUGGCACCAACAAACUGGCUGAGUCUAGACAAGAAACAAUGUUACUGGCCCCCAUUCAAAUCACCAGACAAGUGCAUGGAAGCUGUUCAGAACAGAAUUAAACCUGAAACAGGAGGGAGACCAUGGGAGAAACUAAACAUUAGCUUUCACGGAGAACAUGUCACUUUUGAUAUGGCAAAAGAGGGGCAAAAAGAAACCAAAGAACUGAAAGAACGCCACUGGAUUCCCUGGAAUGCUAAAAGACAAAGACUUGAAAGCACUCAAGGAAUGUCAAAUAAUUAUCUACAACCACUUCCUGCAGUAACAACUGCAUCUACAUCCAGAACAACAGCUGAUGACAAGGAUGAGCUCCUCCAAAUGCUGAGAGACAUUAAGAGCACGGUUCAGGAAAACCGUGCUAUGUUAAAGAAACUACUAAAAGACAAUACAGUUUCUGAAGCCCCCAGCAGUACAAGCGUGCCUUCAAAAAAUGUUAAAGCAAACCUAAAACUGCCUCAUAGAACCUUUGAAGAUAUGGCCAGGACUGAAAGAGAGCUCAGCACCGCAACAACACGGAAAAAAUAUGUAAAUUUUUUGUCAGGACUUGGAGGUUUUGGCCCCAAGGAUGUGAUUAAGAAUAUUAUGCAGCAAGUUCUAACAGAUGAUCUGGCUAAGGAAUUCAACUGGCAGGGGAGAGGAGAAAAAAGACCUUUCUCUCAUCUUAUUUUAACAGAUGUGGUCCGAGAUGCUGCAUUCAAACGAAGUGUAAACAGGGCUGAGUGUGAAAAUGAAAUAAAAAAAUAUUUGAGUUACACAGCUGACCGACUCGGUCGGAAGAGACUAAGAGAGCAAGGAGGUCCUGGGCUUGAGAAUCCAAAUGAGAUUUCCCCCUCACUGAUGCCAGAGACGGAAAUACCUUGGGACAUUUUGGGAUUUUGAUCAUCAAUUUAUAAUUUAUUUCACUUUGACAUAACUAAAUUAAUUGUCAUGUUUUCAGUCAUAUGCCAGCAGUGGGAUUAGCAUGCUUGUCUUAUGCAAUAUCUAAAAUAUUAAUUAUAUAUAUAUUUAUUAUUAUUAUUAUUAUUUUUGUAGACUACAUAUGUCUUUUCCAAUGUUUCAUUCAAAAUAAACCAGAAUUACAGAAUUACAGACUCCUUCUUUCCAGUGCAGGAUUUUUAGAUAACUAAUCUUACACUAGUGAAUUUACUGUAUUUAUGAUCAAAAUAAAAGAUACACCCAUAUGUU
Molecule: messenger RNA, 1633 nt
Organism: Carassius carassius (crucian carp)
Lineage: Eukaryota; Metazoa; Chordata; Actinopteri; Cypriniformes; Cyprinidae
Exons: 11
Coding region: 368-1327 (319 amino acids)
Source: RefSeq, a predicted model, not a curated record